CAGUGCGGUGGGAGGAGUGACUCCGAGCUCCGUUUUAUUAAAGACACACUGUAACGUUUGAUCCUCAGAGGGUUUCUGCAGACAUGGAGCUUCUAGCACUUCUGUUUCUGAGCUUCUGUUUCCUGACUUUGUCCGGACUGACGUAUGGGGCAGAAUCCGGGACGCCUAUGGUUGUGAAAGAAGAUGAUGAUGCUAUUUUACCGUGUUUCUUUGACACCAACGUUGAGAACAUUGAGUUAAUGAAGUUUGACUGGAAGAAGGAAGGAACAGAUCCUCGAAAGCAGGUGUUCAUGUAUGAUAGGGGUGCCCAUCACAAUAAUGGCCUCUCAGAUCAAGAUGAUCAGUUCAAAGGUCGAGUCUCACAUUUUCCGGAAAAGCUGAUGGAUGGCAAUGCCUCCAUAAGAAUAAAUAACACCCGAUUGAAGGACAAAGGAAACUACACCUGUUUUUUUCCAAACAGCAAAAAAACAUUCCUUGUUGAGCUUGUUGUUGGUGCAGCAGACCCUUCUGUCACAAUUCUUGGUCACACAAACAAUGGGGCGCAGCUUAAGUGUGACGUUAAGGGUGCUUACCCUAAACCUACAGUGGAGUGGCAGGAUAGUAAGAAUCAAAUCAUUCCUUCUGAGGAUCAGACCCUUAAAAGAGGAGAGGACUUCUACGUCACCCUAAAAGCUACUGUAAGAAAGACUGACUACUAUCGCUGUGUUGCCACACAGAAGGAAAUUCACCAUCGGUCACAUACGAAAAUCUAUGUAUAUAUGAAUGGUGCCCGAUCUGGGACUGGGAAAAUUACAGCUACUGUUCUUUCAGUUAUGAUUGGAAUUUUUGCUACUGUUUAAUUUUACUGCAAAGAUCGAGCUGCGUGGUCUGUCACAAAACUGAUGUAGUGCAACUGAUUGUCUUAAAAAUAAAAGACCAUACAGAUGAAUCUCUCCAGUGCUGACAUUAUCCUGCUGUAUCUGAAGCUGUGCAAAGGAUGGAACAAAACGUUAACACCCAGUGUGUUUCUGGUGUUAAUUUGCCAGCCUCACUUGGACUGCAUAGGUGUGUAUGUCCAUCGCUUUCCAGGUUGUAUAAAUAUCCAACAGUGUUUUAUUAACUUUACUUAGUGGAAAAAUGUAAUGAAACUGGAAUCCAGAUCUGAAACAAAUGUAAUUUAAAUUAUUCUUCCUUUGUCAGUGCUCUAGGUCAGUGUUUUUCAACCUUUUAUGAGUCGUGGCACAUUUUAUUGAUAAAAAAUAUCCUAUGGCACACAACUAACGAAUCUUGUUUCAAAAUGACACACUGUAGCCUAACACAGUACAUAUAAUGGCAAGUUAGUCCCUCAGUUUGUUUAUACUCAUUCAGUGUGAAACCUGGUCCUGUCUAGAACACAAAGAUGAUAUUCUGGCAGGAACUGAAGAAAUUUAACAAAGUUUUGAAGAAGUUUGCGCACGACAUCAUCCAACACAGGAUCUAGGUCUGCCUGAAAGUCUUGGCAACGAGCGCCUCGUUGUGCAGAAAACAGUGCAUAACAAUAAUAUCUGGGUUUAUUGCUUUCACUCUGCUAACAAAACCUUUGGUGUGCCCGACCAUGGCUGCUGCUCCACUCAUGCAGUUUUCCCACUUAAAUCCACCUUGUUCAAGAUAUUCAGAUGUAACCCAAAAAAUUUCCUCUCCUGUUGUUUUUUCUGGCAGUGCCUUGCAAAAUAGAAAUUUUCUCUAAUGGUGUCUCCAUCCAAAAAAUGCACAUUGGCCAAGAGUUGGGAAUGUCCACUAAUGUCCGUAGACUCAUCAAGUUGCACUGCAAACUUCCCACUGAUGCGUAUCUUUUCCAAAACCACACUUUCAGUGUCUGCAGACAUGUCAUUGAUACGUCUGGCAAUUGUGUUAUCUGAGAGCGGGACUCCGGUUAUUUCAUUAACCGCGUCAGGUCUGAGCAUCUCAUUCACAAUGGCAUUGUAGGCAGGUGGCAUUAAUGUCUCUAUUACGAUGCGUUUGGGUUUUGUUUGGUUUUUUUUUUUGAUUUGGCUAUAAGUUGAGCUACUAAGUAGCUAGGUUCGAGAGUUCUUUCAGACACCAUUGUGUUUUUUCUCAUUAAAGUUACCUGUUUCUCAGCGUGUUCACGCAGGUGAACAAAAUAGCCUGUAUUCUUGUUUUGAAGUGAGGGAUGUUUUGUAUGGAGAUGACAUUUGAGCUUUUUUGGGACCAUGGCACUGUUUGAGAGCUUUCCCCACACACCAAACAUAACAGAGUGGGUGCAGUCGGAUCUCCAGUGAAAGUAAAAUCCAAACGAAAGAUAACUUUCGCUGUAUUGCCUUGAGCUCAUCGUUUUUGCUUUCUUUUGACCACUGCUCCUACUAGCCUCUUCUGGAUUAAAAUUUUGUCCAGGGCCCAGUUCAGAGUCUUCUAUUUUUAUUUUUAUUUUUUCAAAUAUUUAUCCAUCUUUGUUGUAGUCUUGCAACUGCCACGUACCGCGCACAUUACUAACUUUACUACUAAAUCAAAUCAUUACUAAAAUCAAAUCACGUCAUUCAACUUCAAAAGCAAAAAUGUUCUUUGAAAUGUACACAAAAGUAAUUCUUUAACUAAAACUAUGUCCUGUUAUUCAAAGUUGAUCAUAUUGCGCUAGUAAUUACUCUACCAGUCAUUGCACUGAAAGUACAGAUGUCCAUCAAUGAUUUUAUUACUUGCAGUAAUUAUUAAAUUGUAUUUUUGGACCAAAUAAUUAAAAUUAAAUCAUUUCCCAUGGCACACCUGAUGAUCUUGCACAGCACACCUAUGUGCCGUGGCACAGUGGUUGGGAAACACUGCUCUAGGUGUCCACCAAUUUAAUGAUAUUUGGUUUGUAUAAUCCUGCUGACAGAAAAACAAGUGAACUGACAAGAUUCAGAAACAUAGAGCUAAGGCUGGGGAACAUGCAGCUAGUGAAAAUUGCUCCCCAAACCACGAUUCAUAUUUCUUUAGAAUUGGUUAUUCUGAAUGAUGUGCCACUGUGGUCACCUGACCUUUGAAAAUAAAAGUUGAAAUCCCCAUUGUCAUGCUGCCGAUGAAUUAUGCUUGAUGAUCAGGCUGCAUUUUCCACAGUACUUCACUGCCAUCUGUGAAUCAUGUGUUGAUGAAUAUCUGAAGGUAAACUAAACUGAAAUUGUAACUGAAAUACAUCUAACUGCUCACAGUGCUUUAGUUAAACAUGGACACUGUGAACAAGACAAACCCUGAACCUGCUCUAAAUGAAGGUCAGCUUUUUGUGUAAUGUGUCUUUAGUAUGCAUAUGUCUUUGGUAUUAUUUUAAGCCUGUUUUCUUUUUGAAAAAUAAUUUAAAGAUAUUAAGCCACUCUGUGAGGUAUGCUGUUCAUGAUUGAUAUUAGGAAUGUGUUCAUGCUGUUAAAUGAUUAUUUCACAUCACGCCAUUUCACAGAUUGCUUAAAGGUUUCUGUAAUCAUCCAAAUAAAACAUGAAAAUA
Molecule: messenger RNA, 3445 nt
Organism: Neolamprologus brichardi
Lineage: Eukaryota; Metazoa; Chordata; Actinopteri; Cichliformes; Cichlidae
Source: RefSeq, a predicted model, not a curated record